Molecule: messenger RNA, 822 nt
Organism: Anopheles stephensi (Asian malaria mosquito)
Lineage: Eukaryota; Metazoa; Arthropoda; Insecta; Diptera; Culicidae
Product: zinc finger protein 706-like
Exons: 2
Coding region: 163-396 (77 amino acids)
Source: RefSeq, a predicted model, not a curated record
CGCACCGAACAACGCAGCUGUCAAAAUAAGCCUGAUUGGCUGUCACGAACACAAAAAAAAAUCAGAGAGAAAAUUUUGCAUGCCAAGCACACGACUUUGUACAUAUUCCGUUUAUUUCCCCCCCGAAAUUAGCUACUAAAACGCACUUCCUAAAGCAACACGAUGGCACGCGGACACCAGAAAAUUCAAUCGCAGCAGAAAGCACAAGAAAAGGCGGCCAAGCUAAAGAAGCAGCAGGGCCACGGUUUGAGCGAUCAGAUGAAGGCGGCCCAGAAGGCGCUCGUGUUUUCCUGUGCAGUGUGCAAAUCCCAGAUGCCCGAUCCCAAAACGUACAAGCAGCACUUCGAAAACAAGCAUCCCAAAAACGAUCUCCCCGCGGAACUGAAAGACGUCUAAAGCUGGUACGCGCUGUUACGCCUCCAGCCGCGUUACCGUCGCGCGUCGGAACAGCAUGGUGCACGCACCUUCUGUACCGCUCUAUCCAAAGAGUGCCGAGGGGGAUGUGCGCAGGCAAAGCAUUCUUUGUUUAGGGUGAACUUUUUCCCUCCAGUUCUUCUAACCAACCGCGCACAGCAACAAACAGCAGGCGACAGAUGGGGUGUUUGUCGCCCAUGGAUCAGUUUUGAUUUCGAGCCCGAAAUUACUAAGUAGAGAAUUUACUGCACGCAACGUUUAGGGCCAAGGCAUGCUUCUGUUCGGUUUCCUAGGAUACAGCAAGCAGACGCUACAACCAUUACCAUUCUUUAUUAUUCUGAGCAGCAAACUCUUUGAUAAUGUAACGAUAAAGUAAACUAAUAAAGCCGUUGACAUUUUUUGAAUAAG